Molecule: messenger RNA, 769 nt
Organism: Penaeus indicus
Lineage: Eukaryota; Metazoa; Arthropoda; Malacostraca; Decapoda; Penaeidae
Product: peptide deformylase, mitochondrial-like
Exons: 6
Coding region: 81-719 (212 amino acids)
Biological process (GO): peptidyl-methionine modification
Cellular component (GO): mitochondrion
Molecular function (GO): peptide deformylase activity
Source: RefSeq, a predicted model, not a curated record
ACCGGCGAAAACGACGAUUUGUGCUUCAGUGUAGUUCACUCUUUAUAUCAGACUCUGUAGUUCAUUGUGACUUUCCCACGAUGCAUAAGUUUGCUGCAGCAUACCGGAAUAUUUUCUUGCCAAAACCUGUGAAACCACCUUUCCUCCAUGUUUGUCAAGUUGGUGACCCUGUUUUGCGAAGUAAAGCCUUGCCUGUACCACCUGAAGAUAUUCCCAAACCAGAAACAAAGCAGGUUAUAUCACAAAUGAGGCAAGUAAUGAAGACAUAUGAUGCAGUAGGCCUUGCUGCCCCACAAAUUGGUGUUCCACUCAGAAUAAUAACUUUGGAGUUUUCUCCAAAACGCAAGAAGGAGUUUGGAGAGGAAGUUUAUGCUGCACGAGAAAUGUCCAUUCUUCCCUUCACAGUAAUCAUCAAUCCACACAUGGAGAUUUUAGAUUAUAAAAAGGUUACAUUCCCUGAAGCCUGUGAAAGUCUCCGGGGCUAUAGUGCUAUGGUACCAAGAUUCAAGGCUGUAAAACUUGUUGGACAGGACCAGUCUGGUGAAGAAUUGGAACUGGAAACUAAAGGAUGGUUAGCGAGAAUAAUACAGCAUGAAAUGGAACAUCUUGAUGGAAAGCUUUAUAUAGACUCCAUGGAUGUUAAAAGCUUCCAAAAUGAUGCUUGGCAUAGAAUAAAUGUACAUCAAGGAAGAGUCCAAAUACAGUUUCAUAAAAAAUAAGUGAUACAGUAAUUCAUAUGUUGUUUUGUAAAUACAUUGUUUUAUUUAAA